This is a messenger RNA of Symbiodinium sp. CCMP2456, 312 nucleotides long. The record is from the annotation of a GenBank genome assembly. Lineage: Eukaryota; Dinophyceae; Suessiales; Symbiodiniaceae.
GUGAUUGAGGUCAAGGCGCCGAAGAAAGGGAAGAAAGGGGGACCCGAACCGGACCCGCUGCUGCAGCUCACCUUCGUGGCGCUGCAGGAAGGCAAGUGCGUGAUCUUCGCGGACGUGAGCUGGGAAGAUCAGGAAGAGAAGCUGUGUCUGACCCACAAGCUCCUGGCCCCAGUUGCCAAGAAUACGGUGGCCAGGAUCGGGCCUAUUGAGGCGGAGAUACAGAAAGCUGUCGGCGGCAAGGGGGACAAGGGUGCGCUCCAGUGGUGGACUGGCGACAAGUGGGCAGGCAAGAAGAAGAAACUUAAGAAGUGA